AUGGAUGGCAACCCAGCAGAAGAGGAGGCGGACCUUUACGACCUUCUGCACAUUACACGCAAUGCGAGUGAAGCAGACAUAACAGCAAGCUACCGCAAGCUAGCGCGUCUCUUCCAUCCAGACAAGGCAGCAGAGGGGGGCCCCCACAGAGGGGGCCCCCAAGGGGGGGCCCCCAAGGGGCCCCCAUCUAUGCAGGGGGGCCCCUCUGCCUUCGUAAGAUUGAAUCGGGCAUAUUCUAUCUUAAGAAAUCGGCAGCUAAGAGAGAUCUAUGACAGUCAAGGGUUGGAGGGAGUUGAGGUGGCGGAGAGACUUAUAAGAGAGGAAGAAGCAAAUAAUCUACAGCUAGCUGUUCCUGAAUCAGGAGGGACUCUACACGAGCGUGUUGCUGCUGCACUGCGGCAGCAGCAAGAGCAGCAGCAGCAGCAGCAGCAGCAGGUACGAUUUACUGUGUCAAUAGAGCUUCCUGUAUCUUUUUUCUUUCUUGAUACUUUUUAUAAGCGUCGUCUUCGUGCUGCUCUAAACAGACACAGCAGCAGCAGCAGCAGCAGCAGCAGCAGCAGCAGCAGCAACAGCAACAGCAGCAGCAGCAGCAGCAGCAGCAUGGAGGAAGAUGACUACAAUAUAGAGGAAAUGCAACUACAAAUCUAUCCUUCUGUUGGCCAACAAAUUAAACAAAAACAAACAAAAAAUUCACAUCUAUCUGAUGUCUCUUGUAAGGAGGAGUUUUAG
Eimeria maxima is the source of this 729-nucleotide messenger RNA. RefSeq lists its product as hypothetical. Bases 1 to 729 code for a protein of 242 amino acids. NCBI's taxonomy places the organism in Eukaryota, Apicomplexa, Conoidasida, Eucoccidiorida, Eimeriidae. The transcript has 5 exons. Gene Ontology annotation, biological process: cristae formation. The record is from RefSeq and is a predicted model, not a curated record.